Messenger RNA from Vespa mandarinia (Asian giant hornet), 938 nucleotides. RefSeq lists its product as uncharacterized. Gene Ontology annotation, cellular component: meiotic cohesin complex. Lineage: Eukaryota; Metazoa; Arthropoda; Insecta; Hymenoptera; Vespidae. Gene Ontology annotation, molecular function: chromatin binding; protein binding. Gene Ontology annotation, biological process: meiotic sister chromatid cohesion; double-strand break repair. The record is from RefSeq and is a predicted model, not a curated record.
UUAUUAUACAGAGAAAUGUUUGAAAGAAUGCACAUUACAAAUGAUAUAUCUCUUUACAAUGCAAAUACAUUAAGAGAUUCAGAAGAAUUUUAUAUACCAUUUGAUAGAGCUGAAAAGGAAAUGGUAAUAUCUCUUGUACGUGAUGAUUUAACCUUAAGAGAUGAGGAACAUCAUACAGCAUUUAAAAAGGUAACAUUACCAGAUGUAACUGUGGAAGAAUUUAUGCCAGAAGGAAGUACUUAUUUAACACCUCGUAAAAGACAACCUUCUGAAAUAACACAUAUAGAAACACCAACCAAAAGAAGACGCUUAAGAUUCGAAGAUAUAACAGUUCCAAAUAAAGCUGAUAUUGCAACAAUACCAGAAACUGAAGUAGUUCCUGUUCCUAUUCCUACCUCAGACUUUUCUAUAGAACCAUUACAAAACUUGGAAUCAACGCAUGAAGAUCCACAACAGAUAAAAAUAAAAUCAAAAAGAAAGAGAAAAUUAGCUGAUAAAAAUACAAAACUCAAUCAUAAAGUAAUAAGAAAGUGGAUAAGUAAUAUCAAUGCCGAAACUGUUCCAUUAAGUAUAAAUAAUGUGAAUAUACCAACAUUAGAAAUUCUUUUUCAAGCAGCACCAGCAAGAUUUCUUUCUAUUCGCAAAAACAAAUGGAAUAGUCCCUUAAUUAAACUUUUCAAUGUAAACGUUGCUAUAUCAUCUAUGAGAAAGAAAGCACAAAUGGAAUUUCCAUUGCUAGAAAAAUGUAUUGCUUGUAUAAAAAAAAAACAAAUUCUAUUAUUUAACAAUUAUUUUAAUCUAAUGAUAACAUAAUGUAAAUUUCUAGCUGCUGAAAUUUUACGUUUGGUAGAAAGAAGCAAUAAGUCUGAUGAAUUGCUUGCUGAAUUAUCUGCGAUAAAGUACAUUGAUGCAAAUGGAAAAUCUAUUAAAGAAACUAG